This is a messenger RNA of Linum tenue, 279 nucleotides long. The record is from the annotation of a GenBank genome assembly. NCBI's taxonomy places the organism in Eukaryota, Viridiplantae, Streptophyta, Magnoliopsida, Malpighiales, Linaceae.
UGGCGAUGGUGCAUACGACAUUUCAAAAGCAAUUACGGGAAGCACUUUGGUAGAACUUAUGGACAACGUGCAGUUUGGCACGCUGCUAUUGCUUUUCAGACUCGAAAGUUUGUAGACAAAAUGAAGAGCAUAAGGGAGGUCCACUCUGAAGGUGCAGAUUGGCUAGAAACUCAUCCUUAUGAGAGGUGGACGUUACAUCAAGACGAAGGGUAUAGGUAUGGAAUAACAACAACGAACAUGGGUGAGUGCCUCAAUGGUUUGUAUGUUGGUCUUCGUGCA